Molecule: messenger RNA, 4824 nt
Organism: Thermothelomyces thermophilus ATCC 42464
Lineage: Eukaryota; Fungi; Ascomycota; Sordariomycetes; Sordariales; Chaetomiaceae
Exons: 3
Coding region: 330-4703 (1457 amino acids)
Biological process (GO): protein import into peroxisome matrix
Cellular component (GO): cytosol; peroxisomal membrane
Molecular function (GO): ATP binding; ATP hydrolysis activity
Source: RefSeq, a predicted model, not a curated record
CUGCACCAAAGGGUCUGGGGUGCUUCGCAAGAGAUGCGCCGAACGAUUAUCCGUAAUCGGGUUUGAAGAUGGGAACCUGAACCCGAGUUCGAUUCAGGAGAGCAUAGCGGAAUUCUCUAAUCUCCCUUUUUUUUCACGCCGCAUCCCAGGUGGACGACCAUUUUGUUCUAGGCUGGAGCAGCUCGGCACCGACUCCGAUUGCCCAAUUGCUCUCUCUCCAGAUCAGAACAGUCGUCGGGUGACUCCGACCACACAUUCCCCCAGGGGAGCGAAGCGGCACGCCGCCCGGCCAUCCGCCAUACUCUGUCCCCCUGCGCCCGGCCUUCACGAUGGCAGCUUCCGAUGCAACUGGUAGCGUCCGCCGGAGACGGGUACGGCGGCGUCGCCAUGACAAGGCCGCAGUCUCGGCGCGUUUGGUUCUCGACGACCACAUCAAGACCGACGUUGGCGUCGUGUCCGAGGAUCUGUUCGCAGAGCUGUUCCCCCAUCUCCAAGACUCCCAAGAUGAAGGCGAUCGGUUCUCGAGCCUUCCGACCCCCUUGCACAUUGCCAUCGCCCCAUGGACGGCCUCUCAUUCUCCCGAAUCCACGAACUGGGCGAUAGUCCCCGUCACCCCGUCGACCGCCCUCGCCCCCUCUACCAUACAAUUCUCUCCCUCGUCUUUGGCGCUGCAGUCCUUCGCCCUGAAUCUGAAGCAGGUCGCCCCGUCGCAGUUGAACACCCGGAGCAGGAGCGGGAUCGAGAUUUUGGUGCUGGAUGUCGCUGCCAUCGAGCUAGACACCGUCUUUGUGAACCUCGAGGGAGAGUCGGCCAAGCGACUUGAGAACGGGGAGGGCACCUUCUUCCGGGACCAUCCCACUACCGCGGACCGCGGGAAGGCCCCGGUUCCCUUUACCCCCGAGGCGCGCUUGACGGCCGCCCUGCGAACCGCUCUCCGCUCCCUGAAGGUCGUCCACACCGGAGACCUGUUCCCGCUCCCUCUGCCGCCGCACCCUGUCACUCAUGUCCCUCCAAACCCUGGCAGGAUCGCCCUCUGCGAGCCCGUCGCACAGGGAAUCCUGGGUCCCAACACCAAGAUCAUCGUGUCGCGGGGCCGCAUCCACUCCAAGCACAGCCGUUCGUCGGCCCCGAUGCCGCAGAGCCGGGGUCUGAACGGCACCACAGAGGACGACGAGGACACGGCGAACGACCAGUUUUACUCGGCCGCCGAGGAGGGCAUCCGGACUGACACCGCGACCGAAGAAACAGAUGCCACCGCAACCGAUACGGAAUUCGAAGAGCCAGGACUGGAAGAGGAGGAGGAGGAGGAUGCCCUUUCGGACGAUUCGAUGGACGAAAUGAUAUCUCUCCAGGCGCCCACGCUGUCGUCCACCAUAACAAGCGGGAUAGGCACACCCUCCACCAUAGGGCGCGGGCGGAGGAUGAACGGGAUGAGCGGCGCCGCGUCCGUUUUCUCCAACUUCACCGCAACAACCGCAAGGCCGGACCGGCCGCGUGGCCGCUUGUUCAAAGCCCAAGGGCUCGUGCAGCCCAUUCCGCCCGACCUUCUGCACCCCAAGCCCGCCGCUGUCGACGAUGAAGAGGCACGCAUCUACGUCGACACCAAGGACCUGACCCGCAUCGGCUGCUUCUCGGGGGACUGGGUGCGGGUAGAGGCAUCCCGAGAGCCGCCAAGUACCGGCUUCGGCGCGUUCGGCCUCGGCAGCUUCGUCGAGCAAGACCCCGACGAGGUGAACUGGCGGUCUGCGAGGGUCUAUGGGCUGCCGGAGGGUUACUCCAACCGCCCAAUGGCCCGCGUGGCGAGCUCCAAGCACGACGGCCGGAGAAUGUCCUUUUUCGAGUCCCAGGUCCAGGGAACCUCGAGCCCCACCGUAUACCUCUCGCCCGUCAUGCUCGCGAACCUCGAGAAUCCUCCGUACCUGCGUCUCGCGCCCAUCAAGCGAGCCAUGCAGGCAAAGGGGCCCCAGCCCAAGUCAUCCGUCCCCACUCAACCGCCUCUUGCUCGAGAGGUGAUCUUGCAGCACGUUCGGACGCCGAUCCCCGUGGAGAGGGACGUGCAGACUGCCGUCAUGGCCGGCCUGAAGUAUUAUUUCGAGAGCAGAUUGCGCGUGGUGAAGACGGGAGAUCUUAUCGCGGUGCCCAUUGACACUCAGCUAGGGCGAGCAUUGCAGGAAUCCACCGCGGCAGGCGACGAUCCGGCCGUCGACGACGUGCUGGGCCUGAUCGCUAGUGGAAGGCCGGACCGGGGCAUAAAGUACGACGAAGUCGCCUGGUUCAAAGUUGGCCACGUCCAGCCGGUGAAGCAGGAGUCGGCGGAAGAGAACGAGGAAGAGGAUGACCCCUGGGGCUCGGUCGCCUGCGUCGACAUCUCCGUGGCGCACCUGGAGCAGACCGGCUCCGUGACGAGCCGUGUCCCCGGCACGACCUCAAAUACGUGGCCAUACUACCUCGGGAUCAAGAAGCUCCCAAGACGACACCAUGGUCCUUCGAGCCCGCUGUUGGCGGAGCCAGAACGGCAGUACGUCUCGCCGUUAAGACGCAAGGUCAGGGAGCUCGUGGCUGCGGCGACGAGCAAGCCGGCCAUCCAUCUCAAGAUGCCGCCCGUGGCCAUCCUGCUCGUUUCCACGCAGCGGAGCAUCGGCAAGGCCUUCACGGCAUCGCAGGCCUGCGCCGACAUUGGCCUGCACACCUUCACCAUCGACGCGUACGACAUCGUCAACGACUCGGGCGCGGGCGGGAGCGACGUCAAGACGGCCGGCUUCCUGACCUCGCGCGCGGAGCGCGCCAUGAGUUGCGGGCCGGACUGCUGCGCCCUGCUGAUCCGUCACAUCGAGGCUCUGACCGCCGACCGGAUGGUCUCGUCCAUCAAGGAGAUCUUGGCGGAUGCCCGAGUCCUGAUCGCCACCACAACCGAGGUCGAGAAGGUGCCCGACGGCCUAAGGGCCCUGUUCACGCACGAGUUGGAGAUGAGUGCGCCGGACGAGGCGGAGCGCGAGGGCAUCCUGCGCACCAUCGUGGACGACCGCGGCGUGAGUCUCGAUCCCGAAGUCGACCUUGGCGGCAUCGCGCUCAAGACCGCGGCGCUCGUGGCGGGCGACCUCGUCGAUGUCGUCGACAGGGCCCUGGUGGCCCGGCAGUCUCGCCUGGAGCAGCUCUCGGCAAAGGCGACGAGCGAUGGCCAGCCCGUGACGGUACGAGACGUGCAGGUUGCCGGCGGCCCUGCCGCUUCGGGCCUCACGAAGCAGGACUUUGAGGUCGCCGUCGAGGCGGCCAGGAAGAACUUUGCCGACGCCAUCGGCGCGCCCAAGAUCCCCAAUGUCACCUGGGACGACGUCGGAGGGUUGAACAACGUCAAGGAGGCCGUCGCCGAGACCAUCCAGCUGCCGCUCGAGAGGCCAGAGCUGUUCGCUAAGGGCAUGAAGAAGCGGUCAGGCAUCUUGUUCUACGGCCCCCCCGGUACGGGCAAGACGCUCCUUGCCAAGGCUAUCGCGACCGAGUACAGCCUCAACUUCUUCAGCGUCAAGGGCCCCGAGCUUCUCAAUAUGUACAUUGGCGAGUCCGAGGCCAACGUGAGGCGGGUCUUCCAGCGGGCGCGGGACGCGAGGCCGUGCGUCGUCUUCUUCGACGAGCUGGACUCGGUCGCGCCGAAGCGCGGAAACCAGGGCGACAGCGGCGGCGUCAUGGACCGCAUCGUCUCGCAGCUGUUGGCCGAGCUCGACGGCAUGUCCGGGGGUGGAGAAGACGCGGGCGGCGGUGUCUUCGUCAUCGGCGCGACCAACAGACCGGACCUGCUCGACCCGGCCCUGCUCCGGCCCGGACGCUUCGACAAGAUGCUCUACCUGGGCGUGUCGGACACGCACGAGAAGCAGCUCACCAUCAUGGAGGCCUUGACGAGGAAGUUCACCCUCCAUCCCUCCCUCUCCCUCCGCUCCAUCGCGGAACGCCUGCCAUUCACAUACACGGGCGCCGACUUCUACGCCCUCUGCUCCGACGCCAUGCUCAAGGCCGUCACCCGCCAGGCCAGCCUGGUCGACGCCAAGGUCCGGGCCAUCAACGCGGACCCGCCGGCGCACGGGCUGCGCGCGCCAAUCUCGACGGCCUACUUCUUCGACCACUUCGCCAAGCCCGAGGACCUGGCCGUCAUGGUCACCGAGCAGGACUUCCUCGACGCCCACCGCGAGCUGGUGCCGAGCGUGAGCGCGGGUGAGCUGGCGCACUACGAGCGGGUCAGGGCGACGUUCGAGGGGGCCAACAAGGACAAGGAAAAAGAGAAGGAAAAGGGAAAAGAAAAGGGUAACGGAAAGGAGGUAGGUGGUGCCCCGAACGGCGCCGGCGUGCCGGCCGCGGCGAGGCUGGGGCUGGGGUUGGGGUUGGCCGGGCGGAGGACGGCGUCGGGCGCCUCGGCGAGGAGCGCCGGCGGAAAAGGCAAGGGCAGGGCAGGUGCUGGCGGGAAGGGCAAAGGCAAAGCGGUUGCCUUGGGGAGUGAGGACGAGUUCGAUGAUGACGAUGAAGAGAGAGGGGAGAUAGAAGAGGAUGGGGAGGAGGAGGAAGAAGAAGAAGGGGAGGAGAGUAGUCAGGGCGGUAGUGGUGGAUAUGGGGUGAGGGAUAAGGGGAAGGGGAAGGAAGUGGCUCCUCCGAUCGCCGAGGCAUCUCCAUUUUUUCGGGAUGGGACGGGGAGCGGCGACGAGGGGUUGUAUGAUUAGGACGGGUUGGGUUGAGGGAGUAAUGUAUACAUAACAUAAAGAAAGCAUGCACGGGUUAGUAACCGGCAUGUACAGGGUUGCUGAAGAGUAAAGUAUGACUGCAAGCAUGAGAGAAUGUUGU